UUUAGAAAAUGUAAGAUUAUAACCUUCUUGGAUAGGAGCGUCUGCUGAAACUGACAGGUCUCAAGCGGGCAAGUCAAUACUGCUUUGAUAGAUACUUUACAGGUUUCCUUCAAUAAGUUAAAAAAUGGAGGUUAUAACUGAGCAAUGGAAUCAGUUUAAAGACAGAUACGAAUGGGCCUUGUCAAUAGCAGAUGGAAGAGUCAAAGAUUGGCCGCUUAUGCAUUCUCCAAUUCCUACCUUGGCUCUUGCUGCAGCUUACUUGACUAUGGUUGUUUUUGGACCAAAGAUCAUGGCUCCCUACAAGCCAUUUACUCUUAGGGUUCCACUUAUCAUCUAUAAUUUGUCUGUAAUGUUGCUCAAUCUUUAUAUUGGUGUAGAGUUAGCAAUAGUGUCUGUAAAGCUUCGCUACAGCUGGUUCUGCCAACCUGUUGAUUAUUCUUCCAAUCCUCUUGAAAUGAGGAUAGCAGCUGGAUUAUGGUGGUACUAUAUCUCAAAACUGGUAGAGUUUGCAGAUACUGCAUUUUUUAUUCUGCGGAAGAAGAACAACCAAUUAACAUUCCUCCAUGUAUAUCACCAUUCAACAAUGUUUUGUCUUUGGUGGAUUGGAAUUAAGUGGGUUGCAGGAGGUUCAUCAUUCCUGGCUGCUAUGAUGAACAGUUUUGUUCAUGUUAUUAUGUAUUUGUACUAUGGAUUAUCAGCUUUUGGACCAUCUGUACAGAAGUAUUUGUGGUGGAAAAAGCAUAUCACUUGCAUCCAGUUGAUUCAGUUCAGCAGUGCAGGUGUGUUGGGUAUUCGGGCAAUAAUUGUUGGAUGUGACUUCCCCUUGUGGAUGCAGUAUGCUCUUGUUGUCUACAUGUCUUCUUUUAUUGUUCUUUUUGGACAGUUUUAUGUGCAAGCAUACAGGAAAAAACAAAGGAGAAUAAAGGAAACUAGAAAUGGUGCUGUCAGUCAUCAAAAUGGUACAAGUGGAAUGGUUGCCAAUGGUGUUGUCACAUCUAAGGUAACUAAUAAAUCGCCAUCUUCCCAUGCAUCUAAGAGCAAUAAGGAUUCCAAGAAAGAAGAUCAUGCUAAUGGGGAAGCAAGGACACACGGGAAUGUACGCACACGAGCACAGGCUCGCCGAUCUCGGCAAGAUUCUUAAUCUUGUAAGAAAAUUAAGCAUGGAUUUUGAUCUUCAUCAGAAACUAACAUAGUAUUUUUAGUAUUUUGAAUUAGACUGUUGAUAACUGCAAAAUCAGUCUGGUCUUGUUAACCUUUUUAGUUUUGUGAGAGGAUCUGUGUGUUGUGUAUCAUUUUUCUUCAGCAGUUUUGUUUGAUAUUAAGAACUUUUUUCAGAGCCAGAAAAUUCUAGUUGCAAAAACCCAUUCUAGUCUGGUUAUGUUAAUUAUUCUACAUGAAGUAAGUACAAUAUGACUUUCCUUUUACCUUUAGUAUAUGUAUAAAUUUUACAUCAAUGCCCAUGUUAUGGCAUAAUAUUUUAUCCUGUUAUCAUUUUAUUCAUGACAUUGUGUUCUGCUCAUAAUUUUACUUUUUAAGUGCUACAAAGAAACCAUGAAAAUUUUAAAGAAAUCCUUUGUAGUGUUCAAUUUUUAGUACAAUAGUAAUAAGUUCUUUAUUUAUAGUAUUUUGAAUUUAUGGUUUUGGUGUGUGGAAAUUACUCAAGUCUGUGGCUACAGAAUUCUUGGGGCAUUAUAAUGCAUUGUGUUACUUAAUACAUACAUAGUUAACUACAGAGACCACUACCAAGUGACAUGAUCCUGUAAGAAAAUUAGCAUCAUUUUUUUGAACUAGCUCAAUGGAGGCAGCAGUUUUAUUGUCCUUUAAUGUUAACUCAAACUUAAAUAAAUUGUCCUUGCUUUAAUGGACUGCUUAAACUGAUAAAAAAAUUAUUUGGAAUAAGUAGGGUCUUGUUGUUUUCUAUGAUCUAUAAUAUUUUGAACAUGUUCUCAAAUUAGCUACUCAAAUUUUGUCAUUCAUUAGAGGAGGAAUACAAUCAAGUAGAAUAAUAGGGGAAAUCCUGAAAGUAAUAGAGAAUUAUAACCUAGACAUGUUGUUGUGUUAGUCACAUCAAACAAAAGUUUAAUUUAGGUUAAUGUAAACAUUAGUCAAGAGGAGGACUGAUUGCAUUGUUUUUUCUUUACUAUUAUGAAAGAUUUGAUAUACAUAUUCGUUAAGGAACCCUUUGAUCCAGCCUAUAAAAGUCAAGAAUUUCAACUCACUGCUCGGUUGUACUAUGUAUUUAUAAUAAUAAUUUCUUCUAUUUAUUGGUAAAAAGUAAUAAUGCAGGAUUUUUUUUAUUCAAACUUAUAUUUAAUUAAUGGGAAUCUCUCUUUCUUUUCUGAACAGGACAUUACAUGGCAUAAACAAUUUUCCCUUUUAUAAACAAGGCUUAUAUUGUGGUGUCAGAAUCUUUUCCACAUUCUUUAGUUUCUCAAGACAUAUCUGGAGUAAGUUUUUUCAUGUAUUUUUAUUUUAUUUUCUGCAAGGGAUUCAUUGUCUUUUUAAUUUAACAUUCCUUGUUCAUAAACAAGAAUUACUAUGUUUCUUUUUAAUGGUUAGUGAGACUGGUUACAUUGUAGGUAAAUCAUUUAUUUUUUCUAAACAUGACCUUUCUUAAAAUAGCUAAUUUUAGUAUUAGGUGGAUUUAUUUAUAUUGGAUGUAUAGAGCAGUAUGUACUUUGUAUAUUGCUGUUGAUCUGUAGUACAUUUGUAAAAUGAU
Messenger RNA from Macrobrachium nipponense, 2719 nucleotides. Its product is annotated as very long chain fatty acid elongase 4-like. The record is from RefSeq and is a predicted model, not a curated record. Gene Ontology annotation, biological process: fatty acid elongation, saturated fatty acid; fatty acid elongation, monounsaturated fatty acid; very long-chain fatty acid biosynthetic process. The coding region runs from base 125 to 1141 and encodes 338 amino acids. NCBI's taxonomy places the organism in Eukaryota, Metazoa, Arthropoda, Malacostraca, Decapoda, Palaemonidae. Gene Ontology annotation, cellular component: endoplasmic reticulum membrane. Gene Ontology annotation, molecular function: fatty acid elongase activity. The transcript has 9 exons.